Pochonia chlamydosporia 170 is the source of this 1800-nucleotide messenger RNA. Its product is annotated as SH3 domain-containing protein. Gene Ontology annotation, molecular function: protein binding. The transcript has 3 exons. The coding region runs from base 1 to 1800 and encodes 599 amino acids. Lineage: Eukaryota; Fungi; Ascomycota; Sordariomycetes; Hypocreales; Clavicipitaceae. The record is from RefSeq and is a predicted model, not a curated record.
AUGGAGCUCCCGCAUAUUCACAAUGUCUCGCCAAGGCGACCUAGUCGGCGCAGCAAGCGCAGUCACACAGCUCCUAUGGACAGCUCUCUAGCCCGCCGUGCCGGAGCACUGACUCUCCUCACAUUGAUAUCUGGUACGGCAUCGGCGCAAAGCACUGGUGGAUGUAUAUCAUUAAAGAGCUCAAAGGCAUGUCCUGCUUUUGGAUUGGCGUCUGUUUCGACCAACAGUGGCAUGAUACAGGUCUAUCCUUUUUUGCAAUUUGUAUCCGACACAGCCUCUUUCGACUACCAGUUGACCACUUACGUGAAAACAUCUUAUGUCAAAGACAAAUACCAAAGCUUGUUUGGAUGUAGUAAUAUCAACUAUACUGACUCGAGUGAUAUGUAUGCUCGGUACACAACAACCCUGUUGUGCAACACACUCGUUCAAAAAUCAAUUGGGCCUUGCUCACUUUCUGGUAAUGCCGCGCGACCUUUAUGUGCCGACACUUGCGCCGACUUUGCGCAGAGUGAAGCCUACAUUACCGCAAACAAGAAUCUCUGCUCGAAUCCAGGGCCCGAUCUUAGCAAACUCAUCCGCGCCGACUUUGCAACCUGCUCUCUCCCCGACGAUGCCCUUACUAGCAAAUGUAUUGCGGGCUUUGACAAUGAGUCAGAUAACUGUGGUUUUGGUAACAGCACCAUUGGUCUUUGCUCUUAUUGUGCUGCUGGAGGCACAAACUCAACAGACACGUGCUGCUAUAACGCCAACGCCGAGAAGCGAUGUGAAGGUGUAAAACUCCCUACCAUCACCGCGACCAUGACCUUUACGACACCGACGGCGACUUCGACGUCAACUUCAACUAGCACCCCAGACACUUCCAACGGCAAUGAUGGUGGACACAGACUCAGCGGUGGUGCUAUCGCAGGCAUUGUUAUCGGCUCGCUUGCCGGAAUUGCCCUUCUGGCUCUUGCCAUCUUUUUCUGUCUCCGAGCUUCGCGGCGCCGACGCGGAAGCCAACAAGGCAGCAUCUUCAACCAACCAUCGCCUGCGCGAAAAGGCCCUCUAAUGGCACAAGCCAAGCAGACCGCACCGGAAGGAUAUGAAGUGCUACCUGGUGGACGAGUAGCUCGAAUGGCUGCGUUGGAAGGUCACACCAGCGGAUCACCAACGCAACGAAAUGGCAGCAAUGGAGUGGCGGCUUUUGUGGGCAGUGGUCCUCGCAAGGGAACUGAUACACAGUCUUCGUCAGACGAGUACGCUGAAUCGCCCGAGCGUGGAGGUGUCUUGCGGCCCCCUCCUACUUCUAGAAGACAUGGCUCCUUGUCAAGCGGUUCCGUGCUGGGAAGCGAUGGCCCUCAGUCGCCUGGCAGUGCUGGGUAUUCUUCACCACUCGGCAUGGCGAGCCAACAAUCAGAGCAGCUACCCUUCUUCAAAGACUACUAUUCCCAGGAUGAUAUCCAUCCUUCCGAUAAGGUGGCAGUUCUCUGGGCGUAUCAACCACGUGCUGCUGACGAAUUCUCCCUCGAGCGCGGUGAUAUGAUCAAGGUCGUCGGAAUCUGGGACGAUGGCUGGGCUACAGGCAUCAUGCUGGACGAGCGUGCAGAGGAGUGGGAGGCUAGACGACAGGCCCAACGAGACAGCGGCGUCUCAAACACAUCGGGUAUUCGGGAUGAAUCGCCUGAAGCCCAAGGCGAUAUGAAAGCCUUCCCCUUGGUUUGUGUCUGUCUCCCGGAACACUGGAGAAAGACGAUAGAGGGCGACGGCUCAACGGAAUCCGCAUCAAGUCCAGUGCCCACAGGACCUACGCAUAUUUCAUGA